Peronospora matthiolae is the source of this 249-nucleotide messenger RNA. Lineage: Eukaryota; Oomycota; Peronosporomycetes; Peronosporales; Peronosporaceae. The record is from the annotation of a GenBank genome assembly.
AUGGCGGACACUGUCUCGAAGCAUCGAGCUGAGUUUGCCUUUGCUCAGCUUGAGAAUGAGAGAUCUCUGACAUCUCUUCGUGACGAGCUAAGGGUAGCUCGUGGGAUUGUUGAUCGGUCUCGGGAUGAGAUAGCUGCUCUUCAGACCCUUGUUGAUGCCCACCAUCGGGAGCACAAGGCUCUCUGCGAGAUGCUUGAGCGCAAGGGCGUUCUUCAUCGGAAGAAGCAGCGUACUGAUGGUACGGCUUAA